AUGCGGGUGCCGCUCUUGUUUGCGACAUUGCUCUCGUCCGUGGCAUCUCAGAGUUUUGAGCCUGCCGACUUCAGCGUCACCGAGGCUCUUCUUGAUCAAGGUGUCGAUGUCUCCGCACUGCCAGAGUUAGCCGGCCUUGUAGGUCGGUCAUCCAACCUGGCCUGCAACAUUGCCUGUUCUUCUCUGGAAGUCGUCUACGGAAACAAAUCUGUCGAGUUCCAGGAUGAGGCCGGCUACUCCGCGUUCACAUCCAGCUUCUGGUCUGGAAUCUCGGCCGAGGUCAGGCCGUACUGUAUCUUCAAGCCCUCGAGCCCUGCCGCUGUUUCGGUAGUGGUACUUCUGUCUCGGCUGUCAAAAUGUCCGUUUGCCGUCAAGUCAGGUGGUCACAGUGCGUUUGCCGGCGCAGCCACUAUCGAGGGCGGUAUCACUGUAUCCUUCGAGAACAUGAAGGGCAUCGAGCUUUCAGACGAUAAGAAGACCGUCGCAGUUCAACCAGGGAAUGUAUGGGGUAAUGUGCUUACCGCUUUGUCGACCACCGGCGUCACAGUCGUAUCUGGAAGAAUUGGUGAUAUCGGGGUUGGUGGACUCACCCUCGGUGGCGGCAUAUCGUUCCUUACGAACGAGUAUGGUCUAGCGUGCGACAACGUCGCGAGCUUCGAUGUUAUCACCGCAAGCGGCGUCAUGGUUACAGCAAGCCCAACGACCUUCUCAGACCUCUACUGGGCUCUUCGCGGUGGCGGAAACAACUUUGGCAUCGUAACCAACUUCAACCUGACGACAAAACCCCUCGAAAAUGACCAGAUCUGGGGAGGAACCCGCACUUUCACAGAAGACAAAUUCCCGGAUGUAAUCAAGGCGUGGAUGGACCUCACGUUCAACUCGGCCCAAGACCCCAAGGCCGGUAGCUGGGUUGCGUGGUUGGACAAGGGCGCAAAGCUUGCUUCAACCGAGCUCUGGUACGGUGCACCGGCUGGCAAUGAGUCUGCUAUCCUCGCGCCUUUCUACAAUAUCACAGCGGUAGCUGACAGCACGAAAACGCGAGGCCAUGCUUCUUACGUGAUUGACAACGAAGCUACUAACAAAUAUGGGCUUCGUGAGGUCUAUUACGUUAUCUCAGCCAAGGCCUCCUACGAGAUCGCCCAACGCUCUGUGGACAUCUUCUACGAAUCUAUCGGUGCGCUCUCCGCUGUCGAAGGCGCGUAUCCUGUCCUCAUCUGGCAGCACAUCACCGACGGUUCACUCAAAGGCAGUACCCGCAACGGUGGCAGCGCGAUGGGUUUCGACGCCAAUGGCAGCCCUAUCCACAUCAUCCAGCUAGCCUGUAGCUGGAACAACGCAGCGGAUGACGACACCGUAUACCAGGUCAUGUCAGACAUCAUGGAGGCGAUCAAGAGCGAUGCGGUAGAGUUGGGUGUGCAAAACGACUGGGUGUAUAUGAACUACGCAGCGAUGUUCCAGGACGUUAUCGCGAGUUAUGGAUCGGACAGCAAGAGUAUGAUGAAGACUAUUGCGAGCAAGUAUGAUCCAAAGGAGGUGUUUCAAAAGCUGCAGCCUGGGUACUUCAAGUUAGAUUGCGCGCCCGUGCCUGAUGCGCGGUACUUUUCGUACUAA
Messenger RNA from Alternaria triticimaculans, 1611 nucleotides. RefSeq lists its product as uncharacterized. Gene Ontology annotation, molecular function: FAD binding. Bases 1 to 1611 code for a protein of 536 amino acids. NCBI's taxonomy places the organism in Eukaryota, Fungi, Ascomycota, Dothideomycetes, Pleosporales, Pleosporaceae. The record is from RefSeq and is a predicted model, not a curated record. The transcript has 3 exons.